GACUGGUGUGCCCAUCUCGGGGCUUGGGGCAUCUGGUCAGGAAUGCCCAAUAGCUCAGAGGAGCCACAGUUGGGGUCAUGGCUGGGUCCCUGGUCUCUCUGCCCUCUGACCCUGCUGCUCGUCUCCCUCUUCCCGUGAUUGUGCCAGGGCCUCUGAAGCCUCUUUGGCUACCCCUCCCUGCCUGUGCAGCCGCCCAGUCGGAAAUCCUUGGCUCCAUCUGCUGAGGAAGUGGUAGAUGCCACAGAACUGCCAUUCCGGCCACAGACACCCUCUCCCUCUGCCUUGCCCCACCCCACUCUCUUCUGGGCUGUAAGGACAGAAAUGAGCCAGGCAGAUGCUGCCCUGACUGGGAGCCACAGGUAAGAGUCUUACAUGCAGAUGCCUGUUGUAGCCUAGCCCACCAACCAGAACUUGACCCUGCAGCAAGAGGGGGCAAAGAAGUGCACAGCAGUCGCCAGGCAUCUCGGCUUCUCUGCGCCAGGACAUUGUAAGACAUAUGCUGAUUCAGCAGACAGCAGUUGCUCAACCCAUGUUUGUCACUUAGUGUGUGGCCUCCAGCAAGUUACUUAACAUAUCUGAGCCUUAAUUUCCUCAUUGUUGAAAUGUCAGUGAGAAUGCAAAGGAUAGGAUCGGGCUGUGUAAGCUUGGAGCCGCCUGGACCAUAGUGGGCAAGAGCCAGGAACCAAAAGGCCCCUUGAAUGUAUUUCCAUGUCUACGGUGUGACCCCUAAAGAGCAUUUCUCAGUCUGGUUACAGCAUUCUUUCCCAACGUGACAUUACAUGAGUGACAAGAUACUUCCCAUAAUUCAUACUCAUGCACAGCCCCAACAGAGGGCUCCAGCAAGGCUGGGUGGGGGGGACGACACUGGGCAGGAAGCAAAGCUGUAAGGAGCAUGUGACCUCCCUGGGGAGCACCCUGGGGACCUGCCACCCACACUCAGUGUGACAGGCAGUACGCCUGGCUGGAGCCCUUGUGGACUGCCGCCUGAUGGACGUGCUGUGGGGCUGCUUCAGUCUCUGACCUUGAAGAGUGGUCAGGGAGGGCCUCCAGGAAGAAGCAGCCAGCUGGGCAGGAAGAGCAGUGAACAGCCGUGGCCAUGGAGUCUCUGGAGACCCCUGUCAAGGACGGCAUCCUAUACCAGCAGCACGUGAAGUUUGGCAAGAAAUACUGGCGCAAAGUGUGGGCUCUGCUGUAUGCAGGAGGCCCAUCAGGCGUAGCUCGGCUGGAAAGCUGGGAUGUUCGUGAUGGUGGCCUGGGGCCAGCAAGCGACAGAGCCACAGGGCCUGGCCGGCGAGGGGAACGUCGGGUCAUACGCUUGGCUGACUGUGUGUCUGUUCUGCCUGCGGACUGUGAGAGUUGUCCCAGGGACACUGGUGCCUUCCUGAUUACCACCACUGAACAAAGCCACCUGCUGGCCGCCCAGCACCGCCAGUCAUGGAUGGGCCCCAUCUGCCAGCUGGCCUUCCCGGGCACCGGAGAAUGUUCCGGAUCAGGACAGGCUGAGACUCCAAAAAGGGGCUUUGUUCCCAUGGAGGAAAACUCUAUCUACUCCUCCUGGCAGGAAGUGAGUGAGUUCCCAGUGGUAGUGCAGCGGACAGAGGCCACCACCCGCUGCCAGCUGAAAGGACCCUACCUCCUGGUGCUGGGCCAAGAUGACAUUCAGCUUCGGGAGACUUCCAGCCCCCAGGCCUGCUACAGCUGGCCCUACCGUUUCCUGCGCAAGUUCGGCUCUGACAAGGGCGUGUUCUCUUUUGAGGCUGGCCGCCGUUGUGACUCGGGCGAGGGCCUUUUUGCCUUCAGUAGUCCACGUGCCCCAGACAUAUGUGGAGCUGUGGCCGCUGCCAUUGCCCGCCAGCGGGAACGGCUUCCAGAGUUAGCCACGUCCCCACCCUGCCCACUGCCUCGGGCCCUCUCCCUGCCCUCCCUAGAGCCCCCUGGAGAGCUUCGGGAGGUGGCCCCAGGAUUUGAGCUGGCCACUUCCAGAAAGCUGCCUAUGACUGACCCUGGGCCCCAAAGCCUGCCACUGCUGCUCAGUCCCACGCAAGAAGGAACAGUAUCCAGUCUCUAUGCAUCCGUGUGCAAGCAGACCAGCAGGCCCACAGCCACUGGGGAGCACCUCUAUGAGAACCUGUGCAUGCUGGAGGCCAGUCCUGGGCUGUCCAAUGGGGGUCCCGAGUCCCAAGAGGGCCCUCCUGGUGGCCACAGCCCCCUGGCCAGCCCCAUCUAUCACAACAGUGAGGACCUGAGUUGGCCGGGCUCGGCCCAGGACAGCAACCUGGAAGCCCAGUACCGGAGGCUGCUGGAGCUGGAGCUAGACAAGGCUGGAGGAACUGUCCGUUCCAGUGCACAGACAGGCAUUAAGGCCAAGCUGGUGACCCUGCUGACUCGGGAACGGAAGAAGGGCCCUGCUCCCUGUGACCGGCCCUGAAGGCCUGUGCAGUGGCAGCAGGACAGAGGUGAUCUCCCAGGAACUGGAGGGAGCAACUUCAGACCUAUCCCCUGUCUACUGUGACCUACAGGGACAGGCCAGGCAGCCUGGGGAGAAGGCGCACGCUGCCCUCCCCCCUCCCAGCGGACAGUGUACAGAUCGACCAAUAAUAAAGCUUGCCUACCAGC
Peromyscus maniculatus bairdii (prairie deer mouse) is the source of this 2616-nucleotide messenger RNA. It is a transcript of the gene Dok3, whose product is annotated as docking protein 3. The record is from RefSeq and is a predicted model, not a curated record. Gene Ontology annotation, biological process: Ras protein signal transduction; cell surface receptor protein tyrosine kinase signaling pathway; positive regulation of MAPK cascade. Gene Ontology annotation, cellular component: cytoplasm. NCBI's taxonomy places the organism in Eukaryota, Metazoa, Chordata, Mammalia, Rodentia, Cricetidae.